AGCUCGUUGUUGGAUUGGGGAAAACGCUUGGAUAUUAUUUGGGGAAUUGCUCGCGGAAUCCUUUAUCUACAUCAAGACUCAAGAUUCAGAAUCAUCCAUAGAGAUCUAAAGGCCAGCAAUGUUCUACUGGAUGCUACAAUGAACCCAAAAAUUUCAGAUUUUGGUAUGGCUAGGAUAUUUGGAGGGGAUCAAAUUGAAGCAAACACCAAUCGAGUUGUUGGAACAUAUGGUUACAUGUCACCAGAGUAUGCAAUGCAAGGGUUAAUUUCAGUGAAGUCUGAUGUUUAUAGUUUUGGGAUCUUAAUGUUGGAGAUCAUCACCGGUAGAAAGAACAGUAAAUUUCUUGUUGAAGAUUCUGCCUCUUCAUAUUUGGUUGGACAUGUUUGGAACCUAUGGAAUGAAGGUAAAAGCAUAGAGAUAGUUGACAAAGCAUUGGGUGAAUCAUAUCCUGCUGAUGAAGUAUUGAGAUGCAUUCAAAUUGGGCUCCUGUGCGUGCAAGAACAGGCGAUAGAUCGGCCAACUAUGUCCGCAGUUAUUUUCAUGUUAGGUAAUGUCAAUGGCCUUCCUUCUCCAAAACAACCGGCUUUUAUUGGGAACAAAAUCUCCUUCGUGGCUGGCUCAUCGACUAGUGAAGGAGUUGGUUCUGUAAAUGAGGUGACAAUUAGUAUGUUUCAAGGGCGCUAACAGCAAGCUCCUUGUAAUUUUGGACUGACAGAAACUAUAUCAAGCGAACCCCGUUAUUUAUCUGAUUCAAGAUUAAAUGGGUAACACUCCUUAAUAUAUAGGCAGAGGAGAAGCUUGUGUCAGAGUUUGAAGAAGGCAAGAGAAGCAGAAAUAAACUGCCAGAGAAUGCCAAGAGAAAGAGAAAGAGAUGCAGAAAUGUUUCCUGUAUUCAAUUGUAUUUUGUGUGUCUGUACAAUGUUCAAUGUAUACACAUUUGUAACAAUAAAGAAAGGAAAUACAAUCAUGCCAUAAAGGCCUAAUCACACUAAUUAUGCUAAUGGAAUAUUCA
Molecule: messenger RNA, 1012 nt
Organism: Pistacia vera
Lineage: Eukaryota; Viridiplantae; Streptophyta; Magnoliopsida; Sapindales; Anacardiaceae
Product: putative cysteine-rich receptor-like protein kinase 20
Exons: 3
Coding region: 139-684 (181 amino acids)
Biological process (GO): protein phosphorylation
Molecular function (GO): protein serine/threonine kinase activity; ATP binding
Source: RefSeq, a predicted model, not a curated record